GGCAGUGGACACACCUCAGAAGGACAUUACUGGAAACUGCAGGAUUCCUCUGAGAUUAGUAAAAGCAGGGGUUGAGAAGAGCUUAUUUUCAGCAAUAUAGGAAAGACUAUAAUAUAGAAUAAACCCGCUGAAGGCAGACAACAUCCAUGGCUUCAGCUUGUGUUGUCUUGGUCUUGUGGGUGGCUGGAAUUUGGGAAGCUCUGGAGAUGAGCGAUGCUGCUACAGCUGUCGGCAGCAGUCAAGAGCAGGGGGCCUCAUUUCCAUGGCAUCAGUACCGUCUUCCACGCACCCUGGUACCUGAGCAGUACUACAUCUACAUCCACCCAGACCUCAAUACGAACACCGUCACUGGUCGGGUGCAUAUCCUGAUGACGGCUUUGAAUAGCACGACCUCUGUUGUGCUGAAUGGCAAGAAUCUGUCCAUAACGGAGGCCUUUCUGAAAGAGCUGACCCCACACCACGGCCAGGAAAGCAUCUCAGUCCGCGUGCUGGAGUCUGUCCCCAAUGAGCAGCUGGCGUUCAUCUCCGAGAUACCCCUGGCAGCAGGGAGGAAAUACCAGCUGUCUAUCGCAUACAACACCACAAUCUCCACCGGCUUCUCUGGGCUCUACAAAGCCUCCUACUGGACAGACAACACAAUCCCAAGGAUUUUAGCUGCCACUCAAUUUGAGCCCACCUCUGCCCGGAAGGCUUUCCCCUGCUUUGAUGACCCCAGCAUGAAGGCUGUGUUUUCGAUUGUCGUUGUGCGGGACUAUAAUAACAAGGCCAUCUCCAACAUGCCCAAGGUGAAGACAAAGCCGAGGGCUGAUGGACUGCUUGAAGAUCAUUUCCUCCACAGUGUGAGGAUGAGCAGCUAUUUGGUCGCCUUCGUCAUCAGUGACUUUACAUCCAACGGCACAAAAUCAAAAUAUGGCACUAGGGUGUCCGUCUACGCCCCCCCCAAUCAGAUCGACCAGACCUCCUAUGCUCUCGAUGUUGCGGUGAAGAUCCUGGAAUUUUUUGAAGAAUACUUCCAGAUUCGAUACCCUCUUCCCAAAAUUGACUUGGUGGCCAUUCCUGAAUUUGAAUCUGGAGCCAUGGAGAACUGGGGUCUGGUCACCUUCCGCGAGACCAGCCUGCUGUAUGACCCCAUGACCUCCAGCGAGAAGAACAGGCUGUGGAUCAUGCUGGUCACGGCCCACGAGUUCGCUCACCAGUGGUUUGGAAAUCUGGUCACCAUGCAGUGGUGGAAUGACUUGUGGCUGAAUGAAGGUUUUGGAAAUUAUAUGCAGUUCAUCGCUGCAGACAAACUGGAGCCAAGCUGGUGUGUGGAAGACCAGCUGCUCAUUGUGAACGUCUACAGAGCUCUGGAGAGGGACUCCUUUAGCUCCUCUCACCCCAUCUCUCUGCCAGUGAAGAACUCCCAGCAGAUUAGGCAGAUGUUUGAUAUUGUCUCCUACUGCAAGGGUGCCAGUAUUUUGAGAAUGAUCCAGAGCUAUCUGAAUGAGACGGUAUUUACUGCUGGGAUUCGAGCCUAUUUGAAGCAGCACAGUUACAGCAAUGCACAGCAGGAUGACCUCUGGAGCGCACUGACAAAGAGCGCUCUGGAGCACAACAGGAGAGUGGAUGUAAAAGCUAUAAUGGAUACCUGGACGAAACAAAAAGGCUACCCUGUGGUGUCCGUGCAAGUCUCCGGACAGAAAGUGAAACUGCAGCAGGAUAUUUUCACUCUAUAUCCCCAGAAUGGAACAGGGUUCCUGUGGCAGAUUCCAUUUACGUUUUAUUCAAGCACCUCAUCAUCUGCCACCACCUACCUAAUGAAGAAGAAAGAAGAGCUCAUCAGUCUCCCUCACGAAGUGGCCUGGAUCAAAGCCAAUGUCAAUUCCACUGGCUUCUACAGGGUGUCCUACGACCUGCCCACCCUGCACGCCCUCGUCAGACAGCUGCAGGAGCGUCACACAGUGUUCAGCCGGAUCGACAGAGCCAGUCUGAUUGAUGAUGCCUUUCACCUUGCCAGCCAGGGGUCGCUGCAGUACAGCGAAUCAUUCGCCCUCAGCCUAUACCUCAAGCAUGAAGAGGAGUACUUGCCCAUACGGAUGUUCGUCUCUCACAUGGGAAAGAUUAUGAGUAAAUUAUCUUUCGGCAGACAGAGAUGUGUUUUCCACUUGAUCAAGACUCACCUGUGGGAAGUGCUGGAGAGGCAGAUCCGGGCGCGGAGCUUCGACGACAGCGGCUCCCUGCCGCAGCAGGACCUGCGGGUGCUGCUGCUGUCCCUCGCCAGCGGGAUGCCCUCGCUGCCCGUGAGGCAGCGGGCACAGAACAUCUUCCACAGCUGGAUGGCAAACGACGGGAAGAUCCCGCUGCCCAGGACCCUGCGAGGUCUGAUGUUCCGUGAGGGUGUCCGGAGAGGCGGGCACAGGGAGUGGAUGUUCGUGCUGCAGAAGUACCUGCGCAGCGUCUCCAGCACGGAGAAAGCGCUCCUCCUGGCGGCUCUCUCCAGUACCAGGAAUCUGAAGAAGAAAAUCUGGCUGUUGAAUGCUGCGCUGCAGAACCAAGCCAUAAAGACGCAGGACUUUAUCAUCUUAGUCAGCCGGAUGGCGGGCAGUCUUUGGAGCAAUGAGCUGGUGUGGAGGUUUGUGCGGAGUCACUGGGAGGAGCUGGUGGAGAAGUUUUCUUUAGGCUCCUCAUAUUUGUCCCACAUCGUCAAUUCUGUUAUAUCAAGAUUCAGCUCUACAGAGAAGUACAAUGAGGUGUAUAACUUUUUUGUGUCUCAGAAGAAACUUGGACAUCUUGCCUUUGUCGAACAAAGCCUAGAAAUCAUCAGAUUGAACAUGAUGUGGCUGAAGAGGAACACAGGCCCAAUCAAGGCUUGGCUGCAAAAAAAGUAUUCCCAUAGCUAUGUGACUUACAGGUACUGCAGAAACAGGACCACCUAUCGCUAUGUCUGGGGAGGAAUGAUACAGAUUCAUUACUAACUCACAGGGAAAGGAGAUAAUGGUUUAGAAGUACAUACUGUAUGAAAUUAAUCAUGGUUUUAAAAAUUCAUUCUAUACAUUCUAUUUAUAAUUAAUCAUUAGUAUGUGAAAUGGAUAAUUGAAAAAAUAUGUAAAGAUAUAACAAUAAAAUCGCAUACUGCUGUUCUGAGGGCAGCUUGAUACAUAUUUGUUGUAGAUUAAAGAUAAGGGUACAAUGGGUUUAUAGGGACAUAUUAAUUUACCAGGGUUUUAAAACUGGUUGAAAAGGACAGUUUAUUUAGAAUAUGAGUUCUAUAGAGCAUGCUUUUGGAAAAUUUCAGAAACAUGAAAACUCCCAAUGUUUACUUUAACUGCAAUAAAGGUAUCAAAUGGAUUGAGCCAGCAAAAAUAAGAGUGAAGUAUAUUAUUUAUAAUACAGGUGUAUCAAUGUGUUUGGAUGUAUAAGUGUUGCAUUCAGAAUAAAAUAAUUACUACUC
Molecule: messenger RNA, 3430 nt
Organism: Lepisosteus oculatus (spotted gar)
Lineage: Eukaryota; Metazoa; Chordata; Actinopteri; Semionotiformes; Lepisosteidae
Product: endoplasmic reticulum aminopeptidase 1-like
Biological process (GO): peptide catabolic process; proteolysis
Cellular component (GO): cytoplasm
Molecular function (GO): peptide binding; metalloaminopeptidase activity; zinc ion binding
Source: RefSeq, a predicted model, not a curated record